AUGCCCCGCACGCUGGGGGGCCGGCCUGAGGGCGGAGGCACCUGGGGAGGGGCCACACCCGCACCGGGGAGCCCAGGCAGCACCGCGCCCUGCCGUCCGGGGUGUCCUUCCGCCCCACCGCUCCCCCGCCGCCGCCGCCUGCCGCCGCCACCACGCGCCCCAACCGCGCUCCAGCCCGGCACACGCUCGGAGCCCGCCGCCGUCGCCUGCGCACUGGGGCGCCCCGGAGGCCUGGCGCGCUGGGGGCCGGCCGGCGCGCGGAGGCACCUGGGGAAGGGCCAGCCAAGCGCGGGGAGCCCAGGCAGCGCCGAGCCAUGGCGUCCGGGGUUCCUUCCGCCCCACCGCCCCCCCCCGCCCCUGCCGCGCGCAGGCCCCGCCCCGAUGCCACCUGUGGCGCGGGUUCCCCUGGCGCUGGAGGCGGCGGUAGCCUGCAGCAGUGCAGCUCGCCCGCAGCCCCACGGUCCCAGCGCGCUGCGCGGCCGGUGCCAGGGCGACAGGAAGGUAGCGCGCGUCCCCCCCGGGGCGGUGCCCCGCAUCCGGAGGACAGACCCGGCACUAGCUGCCUCGUGCGACGUGGACGGAGGCUCUCGAGCUGUCCAGGGACCGUCUGUCCGCCACUGGCGCUGCCCUAAACACGAGCCGCUUCCGCCUGGGCCCCUGGGCCCCUCGCGGCUGCCCCGCGGGAGCCGGACGCCGCCCCCUCCACAGGCCCCGCAGCUCCUCCAGCCCGCCCGUCUCCGGCACAGCCCGCGCGGCCCCCACGCCCCGGGAGUGCAGGGUCCGGGAAGCACCGCCGGCGAGGCACCCAGGCGCCGCGAGGGACGAGGCCGCCGCGCAGCCCGCGACCGGUCGCCCCGGCAGCUCGGCCCCCGCGUCUCGCACCUUCCUCAGCUCUGA
This is a messenger RNA of Canis lupus familiaris (dog), 897 nucleotides long. Its product is annotated as translation initiation factor IF-2-like. The record is from RefSeq and is a predicted model, not a curated record. Lineage: Eukaryota; Metazoa; Chordata; Mammalia; Carnivora; Canidae. The transcript has a single exon. The coding region runs from base 1 to 897 and encodes 298 amino acids.